AUGAAAAUAUUGCAGGCGGCUCAAGCUGUUAUUCUAGCUAUCCUCCUUUUUGCAAGUUAUAUUUCAGUAUCAAAAAUCUUUUUCCAUUCUCAACGCACUCAUAUUGAAGAAAAAGCACAUCUAUUACCAACAGAUUUUACAGUAUUUUCCACUUCGCUUUCGAAUGAUGAAUACAAAAAGCAAUUCGUUCCUCAUAAUUUUUCAAUAGAUGACACAGAUCUUAUGAAAAGCAUGACAUCUCUAAUUCCUGCCAUUCCAUCUUCGUUUGGAUAUACAGAAAAAGAGGCUAAUAGUUUAUUUCCUGCUUACCAAUAUCCAAGAUGUGAAGAUAUUUAUAAUGAUACAAAUUAUAAACUUAACUUCAACACAAUUGGAAAUUCAUUUAGUCUUGAAUGUGAAGAAGGGACAUAUAUUCUGGGACCGCCUUUUUACAACUACUUUACAAAUCCAAAAUAUUCACAGCCAUAUUGAGAGAUUCAGCAAUACCAAAAUUUCACACGGCCACUGUGAAAUAACCAUGAGUUUGCAAUGGCAACUUGUAAGAAAAACUCAACUGAUUUUGAUAUGUUUGCAAUGAAACCUAAAUUAAAUUUGGCAGCUUAUAUAGAAACAAAGCAAAAAAUCGAUGAUUUGCAGACAGCAUCAGGCACAAAUAAAAAACCUAUUUUAAUAGCUAUGCUGACGCUAGACAGCUUUUCUAGGAGACAUUUCUUCAGAAAACUGCCAAAAACAGUUGAAUUGCUGAAUAGAUAUGAAAACUCUAAGGAUUGGAAAGUAUUUGACUUUAAAUUCCAUAAUAUAAUAGGGGCAAGAACUUCUGAUAAUCAAGCAAACUAUUGAGGCCUAGGGAAAAAAAUCAAAGAAAAUUCCAGUUUGAGUAGAUUUGGAAAGCAUGCAAUAUGAAGAAAGCUAAAAGAGCUAGGAUUUAUGACACUCUUCGGCUAUGAAGGGUGCCCAUAUGGUUUAGUAAGUUCAAUUGGCAGUCAGCCAGACGCAGACAGUGUUGUGCAGCCUUUUUACUGCGCAGCUCACAAGUUUACAAAUUAUUCUUCUCACAAAGGACAUAAAAAUUCCCAGAGAUGCAUUGGCCCCCACAUGUCUCACUGAUAUUUAAUGGACUAUUCCAUCAAUUUUGCCCAUAUUUAUUUGCGGGCCAAUUUAUGAAUUUACAAUCAUUUCACAGCUGCUCACGAGAGCACUGGACAGCAUGCAAGCACAUUAGAUGAAGACUUAAGAAAUUAUAUUCGAAAUUUAACAGAAAUUUUUAGCGAAAGCCAUGAAGUCGUGAUUUUAUUAGCAGGAGAUCAUGGGAUGAGAUAUAUUAAUUACAAAAGUAAUACAAAUGCUACCCAAGAGCAUAGACUUCCAGCCUUUUUCUUUAUGUCGAGCAGAAAAUAUUUGGAUUCAAUUGAGAAUUCAUAUGCUAUAUUGGAGCAUAACACUUUUAGAUUAACAACAAAACCUGAUUUGAGAAGUUUAACGAUUAAACUGGCAGAGCUUCAAUAUAAUUUAACUCCCUUUAAGAAUGGGCAAUAUUUUUUGUUCGCUCUUAAAAUAGGGUUAAAUUUUGUAAAAAAAUAAAAAUAUUACUAACUCCCCCCCCCCCCUCCGUGAGUGAACAAAAAAAUUUUGUUCACUCACGGAGGGGGGUUAAUUUUUUCUUUUUUUUAAAAAAUUUAUAUAUAAAUUUUAUAAAAAAUAUUUUUUUUCGAAAUUUAAAAAAAUCCUAAUUCGCAAAAAUUGGAAAGCAAAUAUUAAUUCAAUUUGCAAAAUUUAUGUUUUUAAAAAGCAAUUCGUUUAAAAAUAAACAGAAUUAGCUCUAGAUUUCAUUAUAAUAAUUAUCAUUUAUAUAUCAAUUUUUUUUUCCAUAAAAAAUUUUUCUAUUAAAAAAAUUUUUGUUCACUCACGGAGGGUGGGUUUUUGGGCAAAAAAUAGCGAUUUUUCUAACUCCCCCCCCCCCCCCCUCCGUGAGCGAACAAAACCAUUAGAAAAAUCGCCAUUUUUUGACCAAAAACCCACCCUCCGUGAGUGAACAAAAAUUUUUUUAAUAGAAAAAAUUUUAAUGGAAAAAAAUUUUGAUAUAUAAGUGAUAAUUAGUAUAAUGAAAUCUAGAGCUAAUUCUGUUUAAUUUUAAACAAAUUGCGUUUUAAAACAUAAAUUUUGCAAAUUAAAUUAAUAUUUGCUUCCCAAUUUUUGCAAAUUAGGAUUUUUUUUAAAUUUCGAAAAAAAUAUUUUUUAUAAAAUUUAUAUAUAAAUUUUUUUUAAAAAAAAAAAAUUAACCCCCCUCCGUGAGCGAACAAAAUUUUUUUGUUCGCUCACGGAGGGGGGGGGGGAGUAAUGGUUUUGUUCACUCACGGAGGGGGGGGGAGUAAAUUAUAUAUAUAUAAAAUGUUUUUUGGGUUUUAAAAAAUCCCAACCUGUAAGUUGGGCUAAUUUUAUAUAUAUAAAAUUUAUGCUUAAGAAUAUUAUUAUCUAAAAUUUAAAAGACUCCGUUAUAAAAGCUUUAUUUGUAAAAACUUUAUUUAAAAACAUUUAUAUUUAAGCAAUUUUUUGUUUGCUCUUAAAGGGGGCUUUUCCAUUAAAUUGACAUUGCUCCAAAGGUUUGCUCGCUUUUAAGGGUCGAGUUAGAAAGCAAGCGCAGUCAAAAUUAUUAUAAUUUAAUCACUGAAGAAAUCCCAAAUACAAGAACAUGCAAAGAUGCAAAAAUUUCUCCAUGAUACUGCGGAAGCAACGUUAUGAAACAGCUUGAUUUAGCACAAGAAAUAGAUGAAGGAUGAAAUAAACUAAUUCUUAGAGUAGUAACUGAGGCUUUGGAUGAAAUAAAUUUGAGCACUUAUGCCUCAAAUAGCCACAGAAAAGGACUCUUAUGCAAAAAGCUUUCUUUAGAUAAACUGAAGUACGUGAUUUAUAGCAGAACUUUAAAUGCGAAUUUGCUGAUGAAAGUACAAUUUACAGUAAUCGAAAGUGAGGGGGUUACUUUUGAGUUUUGGGCUUAUAUAUCAGAAGAUGAUGAUUUAUCAAUAGAAGAAGGUAAAGGCUUAAAAACUUUUCCUGUAAUUGAAAGCGGGGUAAAAAAAUUCGCAAAGGUAAAAUCAAUUUAGAUCAUAAAUAUAUAUCGAGCUGAUUCUUAUGAAGGGAAGUGCGAAGAUACCUCAAUAAGCAUGGAAUAUAACCCAGAAUUAUGUGUUUGUGAUGAAAAUGUCAUUGAGAAUUUGGCAUAG
Messenger RNA from Blepharisma stoltei, 3221 nucleotides. The record is from the annotation of a GenBank genome assembly. NCBI's taxonomy places the organism in Eukaryota, Ciliophora, Heterotrichea, Heterotrichida, Blepharismidae.